Blepharisma stoltei is the source of this 891-nucleotide messenger RNA. The record is from the annotation of a GenBank genome assembly. NCBI's taxonomy places the organism in Eukaryota, Ciliophora, Heterotrichea, Heterotrichida, Blepharismidae.
AUGGCAGGGAUACAUAGUUUAAGAGACCUUCCUCCAGAAAGACGACAAAGGCUAGUUAACGACCCAGCAAGGACUGGGCAAUAUCCUUUGCUUGGAUAUGGCUUUCAAAUGGGCACAGCUGAGCAAGCUCGUAAAGAAACAUUUUGUCAAAUGCUGAAAUAUAUUUUUUGCCCUUUCUUUACAACACGUUCUUUUAUUUUUGUAAUCACAGUUAUUGAUAUUGUCAUAUAUUUUGUCACAGUUUUCUAUGAUUAUGACUCAAGCAACUUUCUGGAACCCACAAAUCACUCAUUAGACGAAUUCGGGGCGAAAGAUCCUGAAAAAAUGCAGCAGGACUACGAAAUGUGAAGAUGGUUGACCCCGAUGGUUUUGCAUGCAAAUUUGACCCAUAUAACGUUUAAUAUGAUAAUGCAGGUUAUCCUUGGGUUUAGACUAGAGCCUACUGUAGGGACUAAAAGGACGAUUAUUGUGUAUGUGGUCUCAGGGAUGGGAGGAAUCCUGUUUAGCUGCUUGGUUAGUCCUACAACGAUGGCAGUAGGAGCAUCUACCUCGAUCUUUGGGAUUACGUCAGCUAUGUUAGCAUGGAUUAUUAUGAAUUGGACUAGCCUAGAAGGGGAUGUUUAUAGAACAAUUACCUUGAUUUGGCUAAUUAUGAUACUGAUUUUUAACUUGAUCAUGGGGUUUGUAAGGAUUAUAUAGGCUUCGCCACUAGUUGAUAACUGGGGACACUUUGGAGGACUGAUUGUAGGAUUUGGGAUGGGAUAUGCGGUAUUUGAGUAUAUUGCUCCACCAAAUCGUAAAGAAAAAAAUAUGAAAAUUGGUAUGGCAGGUGCUGUAGGGUUUUAUUUCGUGCUUGGAUUUAUCUUGUUUUAUACAGUUGUGAAGACUUAA